AUGAGUUCUCUGACCUCACAAUGGGCGUGGUCUCUUUUUGAGCCCACUUUGAUGCUCAAGUCAGCUAUAUACCAUUAUGUGAAAACCGUCUUGUCGACGAUAGCAAAGGGAGAUAUACCUUUGUCCGCUAGUCAAUGGCAAAAGAUCCGCGGAACGGCAUUCUCCUCCCUUUGGCUUGAAUUUUCCGCUCCCAAGCCCCCCGGGACACCUCCGUCCCUCUCAGCCGGACUGAUUCCCCCAAUUCUCUCCCAGGCAACGGGAGUCGUCUUGGAGGUUGGACCCGGGAGCGGCUCGCAGAUGUCAUCUCUGAAGGGACCCCAAAUAACCAAGAUAUACGGCGCUGAGCCAUGCAUCGAUCUCCAUUCCAAGCUUCAAGCACAAGCCAACGACCAAAGCCUGCAAGAUAAGUAUCAAAUCCUUGCAGCGGGCGCAAGUACCGACCAAAUAGUCAAGGAGCUUCUUCGUGGUGGAUUCAUUACUGCUUGGAAAGAAGGGGAUACCCUUUUCGACACCAUAAUCUGUGUUCGAGCUCUAUGCAGCAUCUCCGAUCCACAGACUGCGGCAUCGGAGCUUUACAAACUUCUUCGCCCGGGGGGUCGCAUGCUGAUUUGCGAACAUGUCGCAAAUCCAUGGACAAAGCCCAAGGGGAGCAUUCUAGCCCGAGUCUUCCAGCAAAUAUACAUGAUUUGUGGUUGGGCCUUUUUCAUCGGUGAUUGUCGUCUGAAUCAGGAUACCGCGCAGAUUCUGGUGAAGGCUGCGGAGGGCGAUGGAGGCUGGGCAGAGAAUAAUUUGGAGAUGGCUGCAUCAUUCUCGACGUUUCCAUACUUGCAUGGCGUUCUGGUCAAAAGAAGUUGA
Molecule: messenger RNA, 855 nt
Organism: Penicillium brasilianum
Lineage: Eukaryota; Fungi; Ascomycota; Eurotiomycetes; Eurotiales; Aspergillaceae
Source: the annotation of a GenBank genome assembly